UUUAAGUUAGUGGGCUUAGACUGCGCUAUUCGUCACAUUGUCCGCUUACAGCAAAGUCUGAUAUUAUAGUGUACCUGUCGCAUAGUGUACGGCAAACCCAUGCCACCAUCCUGCUACAAGAUGUUGAGUGGGGCAAUCAUACUUAUUGUCAUGAUUCAGGAGGUUCCACUUAUUCAAGGUCAGCCAGUUACCCGCAGCCCGCUAGUUGCAAUCAUCAGUGGAACCCGUAUAGUCAACAACGAUCCUACUAACAAUACGUAUGGAAGAGUGGAGGUCCAGAUAAAUGGUACCUGGGGAACUGUAUGUGAUGAUCAAUGGGAUUAUCUAGACGCAGGAGUCGUUUGUAGAAUUCUCGGAUUCCAUUUUGGUGGGUUAGCGGAGAGAAAUGCCGUGUUUGGACAAGGAACCGGACCAAUAUGGUUAGAUGACGUUCAGUGUGUUGGCACUGAAACCAACCUGGACCAAUGCAAAUUGAAUACUUUCAUCGGUUUAGGGAAUUGUAAACACAAUGAAGAUGCCGGUGUAAUAUGUUUUACUGAACCUGGUCACAACCCAAACCCUGGUGGUGGUAGCCCUGUUGACCCUCUUAUACCAGUGAUGAUACCAAACUGUGCUCCUGCUAUUGAUAUAAUCCGUCUUCAUACACCGGUUGGUGCUGCUCAUCGUGGUCUGGUGGAAGUCCGACAUAAUAAUACAUGGGGCUACGUCUGUGACAAUUCCUGGGACAAAGUAGACGCCGAAGUCGCUUGUCGGAUGCUUUGUUAUGCAAAUCAACAGCUAAAUGCUCAUCCCGAGUUUUUACUGAAUUACACCGUUAUCCCCAGGUCGAAUCCCAUCAUCUUGAGUGAAGUGAGUUGUACUGGUAGUGAAAACAGCAUCAACAACUGCCAACACGAUCCCUAUUAUCAACAUAACUGUGGACGGAAUGAAAUUGCGCGUUUAUCUUGCGCACCACCGGAAGGGCCUAAGGGAAAUCCAUUGCCUAGAGUCAUUUGUACCACAGAUGAAAUUCUGGUCGAGUUUGAUAGAUCUAAGGACCCUAAUCUCAACGUACAACAUUUGACUUUUGCGGAUCCAAGUUUCCAAAGGCUACCUGGAUGUAACUUUGUGAAGAGUGCAACUCCUCGUUAUAUUAAUUUGCGGAUACCUUAUAAUAACUGUGGUACAAAUGUGACAGGUAAUGCGACUCAUAUAACCUACUUCAACACCCUCAUGUACGGUGUGACACAACCAGCUAUUGCCGGUGGCAUCAAACAAAGAUCGGAUUCAUACAAUAUAAAGGUUGCUUGCUGCUUGCCACGAAACCAAACAGUUUUCAGAAAUGUCACCAAUAUGGAAUUGACUCAGAUGGUGAAAAAUGUCUCUCGGUUUAUUGUGAAUAUGACCAUAUUUACCGAUUCAUCGUAUAGAAUCCCAGUACCAGCAUACCCUGCCGUGUUCCAGUUGGGGGAGUGGGUUCAUGUUGAUGUCGAUUUCAAGACGAACGAUACAAGGUUGCGUCUUCUGGUACCAAACUGUGUUGCUACACCGUCUACAGACCGAAAUGAUCCUACCAGAUGCCCUUUAAUCGAGGAAAAUUGUCCUGUUGAGAAAACAGUAACUACAGUUUCCUUGUCUGACAAAAGGGCAGGGUUCCGCUACCGGUCCUUCAGGUUUGUCAACUACCCAUUGGUUUACCUCCACUGUGAGGCAUUUAUCUGCAUCAAGACUGAGCGACCUUGUGACCGAACCUGUAACGCCACCAUAACCAGAGGGCCAUUCGGACGGCGACGGAAGAGAGACAUAGAAUUAAAUACCAUCUUCUACGUGGACGGUCCACCCAUGCAGAUCAACAAAGUUAACCAAAGCCAAGGCAUCAUUGAAAGAUUGGGUGACAAUGGCCGACCCACUGAAGUUCCAAUGGAUCAAAUCCCUCCUGAAAUACUGUCACCAACAACCAGAAACCCUCUUGAUGGACCCCCGAUGCCCGACUUACCGGAGUCUGUAGCAACCGUGGAGGUGACACCUGUUAAGGAAAAUGGGACAUUGUCUGACAUCAAUGUAACUCGUACAGUCGUUGAAACAAACAAACCAGUGAAGACGGAUAUUUGGAUAGAAUUUCCGUCCAAUCAGCAGAAGAAUGUACCAAUCGUCAAAUCGGACCGAGGUACUUUUAAUCAGGUAUCAAAGAAAGAGGAGGUGCUGGUCAUCGGUUUGCAGGGUGGUGUAAAUAACGCCCCUCUUCCCACACCUCACCCCCUAACACCCCUUGCCUGCUUGAUUGAAGUCUCGAUCUCGAUCUUGAUUCAGAGAUUGUAUUAAGUUUUAGAUGCUGCUGGCGUCACCUUUUAUAAUUAUCAAAUUUUUUUGGACUUUUCAGGGCUAAUGUAGGGAAGGUGUUAAUCCUGUCGUCCGUUUUAUAAUAUUUUGGAUUUUUGGGGGGCUAAUUUAAAGAAAGUGAAUAUUUUGUAAUAUUUUAGGCUUUUCCGGGCUAAUAUAAAAAUAAGGUGACUAUCCUGUCUUCCGGUUUUUAAUAUUUUGGACAUUUCUGGGCUAAUGUAAUGAAGGUCUAAACCCUGUCGUCCGGUUUGUAAUGAUCUGUAACUUGAUACACAAAUUAUAAAAGGAUUAAUAAAUUGAUUUGGAUUUACAUGUACAUAUUUGUAUAAAGUGCCCCACAAGUAGUGAUAUUAAUUGUGAUAUUGAUAGUUAACCACAAGUAGUGAUAUUAAUUGUGAUAUUGAUAGUUAACCACAAGUAGUGAUAUUAAUUGUGAUAUUGAUAGUUAACCAUGAGGUAUAUAUUGUUAGUUUAAAAGAUGCAUUAAAUACGAACUAGGUCUGUCUAUAAAAUGUCUACUCAAUGGCUUCAAAUAUUCUAUAAAUUAUUUUUUUGACAUUUAUUAAUAUGACAGGUUUAUAAUCAACUUUCUAAACCAUCGGAUGGACGAGGUUGAAAUGGAUUUAAACAUUUAAUAAAAUGGAAAAUCGAGGAAAAGUCUCGGUUGGCAAGAACCCUUGCGACGAUCAUGAACGAUCUACGCUAUAUCUUCGAACUGUCGUAACUUCGCGCAGAAAAAUGUAGUUGGAAUAAAGUUUUCAAUAUAUUCAUAUUUCAUUAUCUAUUUUUGAACUGAGAGAGAGAGAGAGAAAUGGGGUUUAACGUCCACACGACACAAACUAGGUCAUUUCGGUACUAACAUAUGGUUUAAUUUUUAUUUCAAUACUUCGCUUGCGCAUAGGGCUCUUUAGCAGUGGGAGGAAACCAGAGGACCCGGAAAAAACACACGAGGUUGCACAGGCGACCCUACUCCUUGUCACAUACAACCGGGGAUUCGAAACCACGCCAGUCGACUCAAUGACAGACUUUAUGAUACAGCCAUCCAACUCCCCUAUUUUUGAACUAUUAUAGCAAGAGCAGUCAGCUCUUUAUCUAAAUAUAAUAUAAUACAGAGACUAUCUAAAUCCUACAUAAUACAUCUUUAAUAUAAUACAGAGACUAUAUAAAUCCUACACAAUGCAUCUUUAAUAUUUGUAUUUUUUGUUAACACGUAUAUUUUGAUAUAAUAUUAUAUAGUUUUCCAUUUUAAUGUCGAGGUAUAUUUAUUAGUCACGCGUGUCGGUUCAAUAUUCUUGUCGACGCAAAAAUGAAAUGAAAUGGGGUUUAACGUCCUAUAUUCUGCUACGAAUGGACCAAUGAGGACGGCGUACGUCAUGCAGUUUGCUACGAAUGGACCAAUGAGGACGGCUUACGUCAUGCAGUUUGCCACGAGGGAAAUUUUGUUGCGUCGCUACGUCCUAUUCCUUUGCGUGUACGCCAAUGUGUACCCGGGGCCUCAGUUUUUCAUCCCACCGUACGUCUGGGCGCUGUCAUUGUCAGACCGUUUCAGAUAUUAUACAUGUUAUUAUGAAAAUAAGAUAUUCACCAAACUCUUUAUUGUAACACUUUUAUUUAUAUAAUGUUCCGGGUUUUUUUUUAAAAUGUAUUAUAUUAUUAUCAUUAGUAUUGUUGUCCGCCCCGAAUAGUUACAAUUUUAUAUAUAUCGCCUAGCGACCAAUAGUUACAAUUAAAAUAUGGCGGUCGCGUAAUGAUAUCUUGUAAAGUCCUGAUCGAUUUUAAGUAUUGAUACAAAGAUAUAAACAAAUAAAUCCUAUUUUGUUAAAAACAAAAACCUACUUAAACAUACAUUAUCCAAGAGGUAAAUUUGCUUAUUGCAGGUCUUUCUUUAGGCUUGAAAUUUUAUCUAAAUUAUCAAUUAUACAUUAAUUAACUUCUCCAGACCGUACUCAACUCGCGGUGUGAUCGCUAGCCUGCGAUAUUUAUUGGAUUAAAAUCCGAUCUGCUGCUCAACGCUCUUUGAUGAUUAAAUUAAAAUAUGGAUAAUCGAAACUAUAUAUUCAUCGUACCGACUUUAGUAAUGAUGAUCGAGCCUAGGCCCAAAUUUCAUUCGCUAAAUUCUCAGUUCAGAGUGGAUCAAUUUGACUGAAAUUUUCAGUAAAUUCCCUUUACAUUAUCUUGUUUUUAACUAUUAUAGUGAGUUCUGCCAGCUAUUUAUCUAAUCUCCCAUAAUGUAUCUUUAAUAAGCUUAUGUGAUAGUUUUAUUUUUUUAUAUAUAAUUGUUAUGUUUGAAAUGUUAUUUGUUAAUUUUGUUGUUGCUGGUUUUUUAUAAACAUAUCGUUAUACCAUGACAAGAUAAAACUCUGGGACGCCAUUGGUUGAGAUAUUGAAGGAUUGUUAAUUAGUCGCGAUUGUACCACUGUGAAUAUAGGGGAGAUCAGUCAUCCAAACUGUGUAGUAGAGACGAAGACUACAAUGGUUUACGUAGUCACGAUUAGAUGUUGAUUGACAGCUGUCAGAUAGUGUUAGGGCGGGGUAUACGUCUUCAUUUCCGCAUAAACGUAUUAGUAUUCAUAUCCUAAGGACCAAUGAUACGCUCCGAUGUACAUGCAGCAUCUAUCUGCCCAGCAGCUCUCGUAAGUUUCAAGGAAGAAAUUGGAAAGAUGCCAGUAAUUCGUUCUUGUUAAUUAUAUGAUUUGUCUUUUCGCUAAACGUACUUUGAUAUUUGUAAUAUACCUCAACAAGGUAAUGUGACGCGGCAAUUUGGUAUAGUUCGUUUCCAAAUUAGAUUUUCAUGCUUAUUUUAGAUAUUUUACAUCAUGGCAUGCCAUUUUAAAUAUUAUUUUAUUCAUAUCGAUAAAAAUGAAUUCGAUCGUCUAUGUGGUAAUAAUUUAUCGAUCUAGAUAAUUAUUUAAGAAAAACAACACUUUUGUAUUUUUGAUGUGCUCAAUCACUCAAUGCCAUUUAAGGAUGACGUCAUUCUAAAUACAAUUCAAGGAUGGUGACAUUCUAAAUUCCAUUCAAGGAUGACGUCAUUCUAAAUGCCAUUCAAGAAUGAUGUUAUUCUAGAUAAAUAUAUUGAUAUCUGACAGAUUCUGUGAUAAUAAAAUAGUAUUUUCGAUAUUUAGCAUACAUUUUUUGUAAUUUAUUGAAAAUAAAUACCAUAAGUUAUUAUUCCA
Molecule: messenger RNA, 5495 nt
Organism: Patella vulgata (common limpet)
Lineage: Eukaryota; Metazoa; Mollusca; Gastropoda; Patellidae
Product: deleted in malignant brain tumors 1 protein
Exons: 9
Coding region: 100-2301 (733 amino acids)
Cellular component (GO): membrane
Source: RefSeq, a predicted model, not a curated record